Messenger RNA from Rubroshorea leprosula, 508 nucleotides. The record is from the annotation of a GenBank genome assembly. Lineage: Eukaryota; Viridiplantae; Streptophyta; Magnoliopsida; Malvales; Dipterocarpaceae.
GGUGGAGUCAACCCUCCUCAUUCUCACCCUCGAUCAACUGAGUCAGGAAUUGUCAUUAAGGGGAAGCUCCUGGUAGGUUUUGUGGCUACUGAUAACAAGUUUUACUCCAAAGUCCUCACUCGGGGGCAGAUGUUUGUGAUUCCUCGAGGUCUUGUGCAUUUCCAGCAGAAUGUUGGAAAAGGGAAGGCACUCGCCUUUACAGCUUUCAACAGUCAAUUGCCUGGUGCUGUGGUGCUUCCCAAAACCAUCUUUGCUGCAAAUCCUUCAAUUCCUGAGGAAGUCCUCACCAAAUCAUUCAAAGUAGAAGCUGAUGUUAUCAAAUCUAUAAGAUCCAAACUUAGCAGUUAAGAAAAAGCUUGCAAUAAUUCUUCAGAAUGCUUCUUGUUCUCCAUCAUCCAUAUCUCUGUUUUUCAUUUUUCUUUAUUUUUUCUGUCAAAAUUACCAUCAUGUAUUAGUUAAUUCUUCUGUAAUCCUACUUUUAUUAUUUCAAUAAUAAUUUCAUUUGUUU